Molecule: messenger RNA, 1821 nt
Organism: Penicillium expansum
Lineage: Eukaryota; Fungi; Ascomycota; Eurotiomycetes; Eurotiales; Aspergillaceae
Product: Monooxygenase, FAD-binding
Exons: 6
Coding region: 1-1821 (606 amino acids)
Molecular function (GO): FAD binding
Source: RefSeq, a predicted model, not a curated record
AUGGCUCCAUCCCGAGACUUUGCAUCCCACCAGACUGGUGGCUCUGGCAGUUUACCAAGUUCUGUGCCAGUCCUCAUUGUGGGCGGAGGUCCAACUGGCCUAUUGCAGGCUCUCCUUCUGUCCCGCCUAGGGGUUCAAUCAUUGAUCAUCGAGCGUUAUCCCGAGCGUCUAGCUGCUCCAAAAGCCCACGCAAUCAACCCCCGCUCUUUGGAAAUCCUGCGUCAAUUUGAUCUAGGCGAGAAGCAUGUUCGCCAGCUAGGCACUUCACGAAAUGAUAGCUCCUCGGUCAACUUCCUCACCAAUCUUUGCGGGGAUGCGAUCGGCAGGCUCCCGUAUGAGCGAAUGGAUCCUACUGUCUUGAAUGACACGCCAGAGAUGAUCCAUAAUAUACCCCAGCCAGCGCUAGAGCAAGAAUUGUCCAACUUUAUCACGAAGGAUCCCAAUGUUACCUUGAUCAAAGGAUUCAGUAUUCAUGCUGUGGAGCAGAAUGAAAAUGAAGUUGUGGCGACUAUUGAGCAACGCUCAACUGGACAACUCCAUCAAACAAAGUCCCGUCAUCUCAUAGCCUGUGAUGGUCGUAGAAGCAAGGUCCGCGAGCUGCUCGGUAUUGAGUCGGAGAGUGAAGACUCGGACCAGACGAUGAUGACUAUUCAUUUCAAUGCCAAUCUGCGACCCGUCGUUGGUGAUCGUGUCGGUAUGCUUUACUGGAUAAUGGACCCUAUAGCCGCGGGCUUUAUCAUCGGCUAUGAUCUUGAUGGGAUCCAGGUACAUAUUAGCCAGGUAGACGUUGAACAGAACCCAGUCGAGUCGUGGACAGAAGACAUGUGCAGGUCCACAAUCCGCAGCGCUAUCGGUAAAGAUGAUGUUCCGUUUGAUGUCCUGAGCUAUCGCCCUUGGGUCUUCCGUCGACAAGUGGCUGUCACGUUCCAACAGGGAAAUAUCUUCUUAGCUGGAGAUGCUGCUCACUCAUUUCCCCCAACUGGUGGACUAGGCUUGAAUUGUGGUCUUGCAGAUGUUCACAACUUGGCCUACAAGAUUGCCUCGGUUCAUCGAGGAGUGGCAACACCAUCUAUACUUUCAACAUACACUGCCGAACGACGGGGUGUUGCGGAUUCCUAUUCCAAGCAGAGCGUUAAGAAUGGCAAGGAGAUUUUCGCACUGUUGCGGAGUCUCAAGACCGCUUGUGUUGAAAAUGUUGUGCAAGCGCGAAGGAAUAUGAUGGCAGCGUUGGCGGAUCCGGCCCAACGGAAACAGGUUGAGGCAGGUAUUGAAGGACAGAGGGAGCAUUUCGAUAAUCUGGAGCUUCAUAUUGGAUAUGUGUAUGGAGCGACCAAGCCACCUUCUCAUGCUUCUCAUUAUUCUCCGAAAUUCGUGCCCGGGGCGCGCUUGCCUCAUGCUUGGAUCACCUUCCCAGAGCAGGUAUCCGCGGAAACAGAGGCAGCCAAACGUUCUUCACUACCUCAGGAGCCGGUUGAUGUGUCCUACGUCAAAGAGCUUGACGCAGAUCAGGUUCGCGCUUGCCAGUGGAGUACCCUAGAUCUCUGUGGCUCUGACUCUUGGACCUUGAUUUUGGGGAAGGAGCAGCAAAGGCCUCACAUUAUGCUUUUUCAGAAGCACUGUAACGUGAUUGGCUUACCUCUGAACACCUGGUGCCUCGGAUCAGACUUUGAAAUCAUCAGGCAGAGCUGGUUCGCUGAUGAAUUGAUUGAUGGUGGAGGAAUUCUGAUUCGCCCUGAUCAGCACAUCCUAGCAAGAGUCUCUUUUGAGACAAAUGGAGAGGACUUGAUUGCAGAAGUGAACAAACAUCUUGGGAUUUCAUAG